UUGUAAUGCGAAUCACUGUAACGAGAUUUUACAGUACGAUGUUCAAGAGAAACCAUAUAUUACAUGGAUAAUCACACGUCAGAAGAUAUACGAAUGAAAAAAUUUUCUUAAAAGUCGAUUAAUUUUUCUCCAAGUGAAAAAAAAUUCAUAAGAAAUUUAAUUAAAUUUAAUUUUAAAAAAGAGCUUAAUUGACUCACCAUUUUAUUUCAUUAUUUUAUGGGCUAUUAGCUACAAGAUUUUAUUUGAUAAUUUAAUUAAUUAUAUUAGGUGGAACUAUUUUCUAUUGUCCGCCUCGUUUUUGGCAUUGUUGCUGCUUUUUGGAACGCAUAGCCACAAACAUUCUUGUCAUAUAAUUUAAUUAUUAUUUAUUAUUUAAUUAAGUCAUCUACGAGGUAUUGUAAUUUUUCUUUUCGUAUGGUUCACUAAGGAAUCGAUGCUCGUUGUCUAAAUUCGGAAUAUGAGAUGGCCAGACUUGUAGCGAAUUUAAUUAUUUAUUUAUGUCUGUUGUGUAGUAGUAUUAAUGCUAAUGAAAAUAAUGAUAAUAAUGAUCAAAAUGUAGCAUCAAAAGUAGUAUAUAAGAGACCUGAAAUCUCUGGUUUUGCAUAUUUAAUAGAAACAUUCGAUGAUGAAGAAAAGUUUAAAGAACAUUGGAUUCUAUCUGAAGCUAAGAAGGAUUCUAUAGAUGAGGAUAUAGCAAAAUAUGAUGGAAUUUGGUCUAUAGAAGAACCUAAAAAGCAUGCCCAAGAGGGAGAUCUAGGAUUAGUUCUUAAAAGUAAAGCCAGACAUGCUGCUAUAUCUACUAAAUUAUUUACACCAUUUUAUUUCAAUGAUAAACCAUUAAUUGUACAAUAUGAAGUGAAUUUUCAAGAUAGUCAAGAAUGUGGAGGAGCUUAUUUAAAAUUGCUUACUUUACAUCCAGAACAUCAAGAUUUAAAAAAAUUCCAUGAUAAAACUCCUUAUACCAUAAUGUUUGGCCCUGAUAAAUGUGGAAAUGAUCACAAGCUACAUUUUAUCUUUCGACACAAAAAUCCUUUGAAUGGUUCAAUAGAAGAGAAGCAUUGCAAGAAACCAAGGGAACGUUUGGAAGAUUUUUUCAAAGAUAAGCAAUCUCAUCUAUAUACUUUGAUCAUUCGGCCAGAUAAUAGUUUUGAAAUCAAGAUUGAUAAUAAAAUAGUAAAUUCUGGAUCUUUGCUGGAUGAUUUUACUCCACCAGUCAAUCCACCUUUGGAAAUAGAAGAUCCAACUGAUGUUCAACCAGAAGACUGGGAUGACAAAGAAAAAAUUCCUGAUCUAUCAGCUAUUAAACCAGAUGAUUGGGAUGAAGAUGCUCCAGCACAAAUUGUUGAUGAAGACGAUAUUAUGCCUGAAGGAUGGCUUGAAGAUGAACCACCAAUGAUAUCUAAUCCUGAUUCUGUAAAACCUGAUGAUUGGGAUAUUGAAAUGGAUGGAGAAUGGGAACCUCCAGAAAUUCCAAAUCCAAAGUGUGCUGAUGCACCUGGAUGUGGAUUAUAUAAGCAAAAAAUGAAAAAAAAUCCUCGUUAUAAAGGCAAAUGGUCACCACCUUUGAUUAAUAAUCCAAAUUAUAAAGGCAAAUGGAAGCCAAAAUUAAUACAUAAUCCUAAUUAUUUUAAUGAUGAACAUCCAUUCCAAAUGAUGCCUAUUUUUGCUGUAGGCUUUGAACUUUGGUCAAUGUCUACAGACAUCCUCUUUGACAAUAUUGUUAUUACUCAUGAUGAAGAAGUAGCAAAAUAUUGGGCUGAUAAUACAUUUGAAGUUCGUCGCGCCCAAAUUGCAGAGGAAAGUUGGAGUGUAUGGCGCCAGAUUGGUACAUUUACUGCAGAACAUCCUUGGAUAUGGGGUAUAUAUAUAAUAGCUCCUGGCUUGCCCAUAUUGCUAGUAAUAUAUUGUUGCUGCUUUGCUUCUCAGGAUAAAUACGAUUUAAAAGAUGAUGAUAAACAAUCUUUAGUAACAAAUGAACAAGUAGUAAAACAAGAAGAAACAGAAAAUCUGCCAUCUAGUACUGAAGUACUAGAAGAAGAAAUUGAAAAACUGAAUGAAAAUGAAGAAAUUAUAGAAAGUGAAGAAAAUGAUAAACCAGAAAUAGGUAGUGAUGGACCACGGCGAAGAAAACCAAAUAAAGAAUAGAAUGAAUUGAAAUUAAAUGAAAUAAAAAAAAUUCGUAUUACUAAGGUAUUUAUGUAACACUUACAUUCCACUUGAACACUUGCCAUUGUGAACAUUAGAAUUUUUUCAGUAUCUAAUUACAUAUAAUACAAUUCACUAGAAUUCAGAUUUUUAUCUAAAAAUUAAUUAGAUAUUUUUUUGAUUCUCAUGUGUAUAAUUUUUUAUUAAGUCAUAUUUUUUUAGCAAAUAAUUAUCACAUUGAAGCAUGUUACUCACGUGUAUGAAUGAUACAAAUACUUAAAAAAAAAAAAAGCAAAAAUUUGUAAGAAUGAUGUUUGAUGUAAUUUAUGCCAUUAUAAUGUGUAGCAAUGUAAUUUUUGUUAUUGUACAUUAAAAAAAUGAAAUAAUAGAAUACAUUUAUUAAUAAUUUCUG
Apis dorsata (giant honeybee) is the source of this 2557-nucleotide messenger RNA. Its product is annotated as calnexin-like. Bases 463 to 2145 code for a protein of 560 amino acids. The record is from RefSeq and is a predicted model, not a curated record. Lineage: Eukaryota; Metazoa; Arthropoda; Insecta; Hymenoptera; Apidae. Gene Ontology annotation, molecular function: calcium ion binding. Gene Ontology annotation, biological process: protein folding. Gene Ontology annotation, cellular component: endoplasmic reticulum; endoplasmic reticulum membrane. The transcript is spliced from 8 exons.